GGGCUCGGGGGACCCCAGCCCCCAGGUGACAACAUCUGCAAAGCUGCUCCGGCUCCAUCCCCGCCGAGCCGCCCGUGGGUACCCCGGUAUCCAUGGCGAUGGGAGGAUGCCCCCCCCUCCGCCCCCCCAGCCGCUGCCGCAUCCGCAGCCGGCGGUGACGGUGGCACGGGAGCGAUGCUCGGCGCUGGGGACCCCCGGCCGGAGGAGAGCUGGAGCCCCCCGGCCCCAUGCAGGCGCUGCGGAACCCGGAGCCCGGCGGGGACCCUUCCAAUGGCAGCUGGGCCAACGCCAGCGAGAGCCACCUCCUGAAGGAGAACUACACCUUCCUGGCAUACUACCAGCACUCCUCGCCCGUGGCUGCCAUGUUCAUCCUGGCCUACACCUUCAUCUUCCUCAUGUGCAUGAUUGGCAACAUCCUGGUGUGCUUCAUCGUGGUGAAGAACCGCCAGAUGCGGACAGUCACCAACAUGUUCAUCCUCAACCUGGCCAUCAGCGACCUGCUGGGUGGCCCUUUGACAACACCAUGUGCAAAAUGAGCGGCCUGGUGCAGGGCAUGUCUGUCUCGGCCUCGGUCUUCACGCUGGUGGCUAUCGCCGUGGAGAGGUUUCGCUGCAUCGUCCACCCCUUCCGGCAGAAGCUGACGCUGAGGAAAGCCCUGGUGACCAUCGCUGUCAUCUGGGUGCUGGCCCUGCUCAUCAUGUGCCCCUCCGCCAUCACCCUGACCGUCACCAGGGAGGAGCACCACUUCAUGGUGGACACCUACAACAACUCCUACCCCCUCUACUCCUGCUGGGAGGCCUGGCCCGAGACGGGGAUGAGGAGGAUCUACACCACCGUCCUCUUCUCCCACAUCUACGUGGCCCCCCUGGCCCUCAUCGUCGUCAUGUACACCCGCAUCGCCUUCAAGCUCUUCAAGUCGGCGGCGCCCGCUCACGGCGCCCGGCCCGAGGAGCCAGAGGGGAGGAAGGUGUCUCGCAGGAAGGCGAAGGUCAUCAACAUGCUCAUCAUCAUGGCCCUCUUCUUCACCCUCUCCUGGCUGCCCCUCUGGACGCUGAUGCUGCUGAUGGACUACGGGUGCCUCAGCGAGCGCCAGCUCCGCCUGGUCGCCGUCUACGUCUUCCCCUUUGCCCACUGGCUGGCCUUCUUCAACAGCAGCGCCAACCCCAUCAUCUACGGCUACUUCAACGAGAACUUCCGCCGGGGCUUCCAGGAGGCCUUCAGGGCCCCCUUCUGCUCGCCACCGCGCCGGCGCCACCGCGGGCCCUACGGCGCCCGCAACCGUGUCUUCACCCUGGCCCGGGCCAGCGACUCGCCCCCUCACUCCGAAUCGGGGCCCCUGGCGCCUCGCAGAACCGGCGUCCCCGCUUGGGACAGCUGAGCAGCCACGGCCAACACCGUGCCUGGUCACCACGGGGCCCGGUGGGGACCUCAUGCAUGACACUGUGGUAGGGAGGAACCCCCCCAUAUUGCUGUGGUUUGGUGGCCUUGAUAUGGGGCAUGAACUUCCAACCCAAGGGCUUGUUGUGGGGAGGAACGAGGAUUGAAAUAAAUGCACGUCUUGCUGAUGCCAUGUCCCUGA
Molecule: messenger RNA, 1579 nt
Organism: Oxyura jamaicensis (ruddy duck)
Lineage: Eukaryota; Metazoa; Chordata; Aves; Anseriformes; Anatidae
Product: neuropeptide FF receptor 1-like
Exons: 4
Coding region: 107-1378 (423 amino acids)
Biological process (GO): G protein-coupled receptor signaling pathway
Cellular component (GO): membrane
Molecular function (GO): peptide binding; neuropeptide receptor activity
Source: RefSeq, a predicted model, not a curated record